Molecule: messenger RNA, 1102 nt
Organism: Stylophora pistillata
Lineage: Eukaryota; Metazoa; Cnidaria; Anthozoa; Scleractinia; Pocilloporidae
Product: two pore channel protein 2
Biological process (GO): transmembrane transport; calcium-mediated signaling; endocytosis involved in viral entry into host cell
Cellular component (GO): lysosomal membrane
Molecular function (GO): voltage-gated channel activity; intracellularly phosphatidylinositol-3,5-bisphosphate-gated monatomic cation channel activity; ligand-gated sodium channel activity
Source: RefSeq, a predicted model, not a curated record
UAGGAUUCACCGCCUUCUCAGACCAUUCUUUUUGAUACAAAACUCUUCAUUAAUGAAGAAACUGCUACAUGCAAUAAAGAGAACAGUACCAGAAAUUCUCAGUGUGCUGUUUCUUCUUCUUCUUCACUUGUGGUUCUUUGCCAUGUGUGGUAUGCUGCUGUUCCCACAGGCAUCAAGACAGAACAGUACCCUUUCGAGUGACCCGUGUAGCAACCUCAGGAAUGACUCAAGCAAAGGUGUAGCAUGUGAGGGAAAUAAAUAUUUCCCAAGACUGGAAGAUUCUCUGGGGAGCCUUUUAGUUCUGUUGACUACAGCUAAUAACCCAGAUGUGAUGAUGCCUGCAUACAUGCAGAACAGAUUCUACGCAAUUUUUUUCAUCACUUUUACUGUAAUUGGUCUUUACUUCUUCUUAAAUAUGUUAACGGCCAUCAUAUAUAACCAGUUUAGAGGAUACCUGACCAGUUCGCUUCAAGCAAGUUUUUUCCGGCGAAGAGUUGGAAUCAGAGCCGCGUUUGAGGUUCUUCUUAAAAUUCAAGAUCAAGAUAGCGACGUGCCAUUAGGACGUAUUAGCACAGCGGACGCCAAAAAGACUAUCGAAAAGGCAAACAUUGGCAAAAGAGCUGGUCAACUCGUAUUGUUGCGCCUGGCUCAAAACACCAUAGGUCACCUUGAUUCUAAGCAGUUUCAAGACUUGUUUGUUGUACUUGACCAAGUAGCCAAACGUCGAGUCAGACCGGCCAUGAGUUACGUGGAGAAUCCUCUGCUGAGGAAGAUUCAAAUUAUUGUCUCCAACAAAUGUUUUGACUACGCUGGGGAUUUCAUGGCUGGGGUUAACGUGCUUCUUGUUUCUGGUAUGGGUAUCGAAGGGAGAAGCAACAUGUCAUCAUGGCUAAAAAUUGGCGGUCGCACUGUCGCCAGUGUUUGCAAAGAGGCGACAGAAGUGAACCCUCAAUCUAAUUCAGAGGAAGCACUGCCUUCAGCUGUCGUACUGCCAGUAGACGAAGAUCCAGAGGAAGCUCUUGAUGCUGAAAUAGUUGGUUGCACAGGUGAUGAAGAAAGAGAUUCUGGAGAUGAUGACAGUGAAAGAGGAAGAAUUUGUUGA